Messenger RNA from Xyrauchen texanus (razorback sucker), 2392 nucleotides. It is a transcript of the gene rerglb, whose product is annotated as RERG/RAS-like b. The coding region runs from base 223 to 834 and encodes 203 amino acids. Lineage: Eukaryota; Metazoa; Chordata; Actinopteri; Cypriniformes; Catostomidae. The transcript has 5 exons. Gene Ontology annotation, molecular function: GTP binding; GTPase activity. The record is from RefSeq and is a predicted model, not a curated record.
UGGUGAAAUGACCUUGUGGCAGCUCAACACUCUUUGUGGUGGGAGGGAAGACAGAGGAGAGGAAUGUUUGUGAGUGUAACAGAAAGAAAGAAAGUUAGAGACAGAGAUAGAGGGAGAGCGUGGCACACAUUUUCUGAGCAGAGUAAAUAGUAUAGUAGUGGCUGGAACUGUCUAACCAUUUGGACACAGAGAAACAGCAAAGAAAGGACUAACUCUACAACCAUGAAUUACAUCAAAUUGGCCCUGCUGGGCAGUGAGGGAGCAGGCAAAUCUGCGGUUUUGGUGAGAUUCUUGACCAAGCGAUUCAUUGGCGAAUAUGCAUCAAAUGCUAACUCCUUAUACCAUAAAAGGCUCUCCAUUGAUGGAAGACAGUUGAACUUGGAAGUCUUUGAUCCAUGCUCGCAGAGUGGAGAAAGCAGAUGUAUCCUGGAGGAACCGGUGGACUGGGCUGAUGGCUUUGUGGUGGUGUACACCAUCAGCGAUCGUGCAUCCUUUCUAAAUGCCAAAAACAUCCUGGCGCAGAUCAAAGAGAGCCGUCGAGAGACUUGUAAAGGGGAUGUGCCGAUCUGCCUUGUGGGUAACAAGCAAGACCUAUGCCACAGUCGUCAAGUGAGUGAGGAGGAGGGAUGCUCUCUGGCCCAGGAAAACAACUGCCUCUUCCAGGAGGUGUCAGCGGCUGAGAACUACUUGGAGAUCGGCAACCUCUUCACAAAGCUUAUUCGCCAUGUGAUGGAACAGCUUAAGCAUAGAGGUGACCGGAGGAGAUACAGCGGCUCAAAGUCCAUGGCAAAGCUCAUUAAUAAUGUCUUUGGCAAGAGGAGAAAGUCUGUUUGAGUGCAGAACGUCAACAGAGUCGAUCUCAGUUGAAUCUGUUAUGGAGAUACAGUAUGUCCUUGUUUAACCUAAUAUUCUUGGAAUGUUUUGUGUGAAUGAAUAAAAUAAUGCUUGGAUACAUAGUGCAAAAUAACACAAGUACCUCUAUGAGAAACCCACUUUAACCAAGAACAUAAUAUAGAGUUUUAUUUGUCAAGGCAAAGGAUUUGAUAAUGAUACACAAGUUAUACAAUUCAGUGUUGGUCACAGACAAAUAAAAACUCAAUCAACUCAACAAAGUUGAGGUUACUGUAUUAGCCUUUUACCCAUCACAUGUUCACAUCACAAAUAUUUUACACCACCAUCCCGUGCAGUGAUUUGCUUAUUGUUCAAGAGAUACAUUUAUUUGUGAAGACAGUGAACUAUAAAAAUGUAUACUACAAGUUAGUUUUUCUUUGGUAGUGAGAAAAAGCUUGGCCUUAUAUGUUUCUUUGAGAUUAUUUUUAUACACUCAGACACUUAUCUGAAGUUUCUGAAAAGUAGAAAACCCAAAGUAAGCUUUAAAAUUCGGAAUUUUGCUUUAAUACAUGUAGGCUUCAUGUGCUAUUUUGAAUAUUGUUGAGAAGGAUAAGGAAUGUUUGCAAACCCUUGAAGCUUUUUCUUUUCUCUUCAAAGAGCAGCACACAUUCUUUAUCUCCCUCUCUGAAAUGCUUUAAUGCCACAAAGCUGAUUUUGCAUCAUGGAAUGCACAACAAGGACUGAAUUAAUUUAAUCUACAGUAUCUGCAAAUUGCAGGUGAAUUACUAUUUUAACAAAACACCAUGGCAGUGGGCCUCAAAUAAAACAGCUGCAAUCUUUCCAUUGCAUUCUCAUGCUCUCAUUUUGGUUAUAAUUACACGUGAGAGAACAAAAAAUAAGAAACAACUGGACUGCAGCCUUUCCUUAUGUACAGUUCCAAGAAAAGAUGGUCAGACCCUUUGGAAAUACCUGCAUUUCUAUAUCAAUUACUCAUUCAAUGUGGGCUGCUUUUAGGCCAAGUAACAAUAGCAGAAUCUGUUUAAGUUAAUAACACAAAUAACUGCACCUCUUUUUGCCAAUAGCACUGAUUAGUAAAGGUAUCAGCUUCUCCAAUAACUUCUCCAAAGGCUAAUUAAAGGUGUUCCAAUCAAUGAGAAAUGAUUGGUAGCAUGAUGUGUGUUGCCAACAGUUUUUUUUUUUUCAUAUUAACUGAGAAAAACCAUGGCUUGGUAACAAGAAAUGUUUAAAGAGGAAUUAUAGACAUGCAUGAAAAUGGACAAGGCUGCCAAAGCAUUUCUAAAUGCACAAGAAUUUGUAAAUCUAACGUUUUUAAUCUUCAGUCAAAUUGUUUACAAAUAGAGGAAUCCAGAACUGUUGCUACUAUCCAUAGGAGUGGCCGAGUGAGUGUCCUGAAUAGUGAUAGACGAAAUAUCAGCUAGCCCGAUUAAUCGGUCAAUAUCUGGUAAUUUUGUAAUUAUUGGCAUUGGCUGAUAACUGUGUUCGCUUCGCAAAUUAACUGAAGCAUAAUCUUCCCUUGUGUUAGUUCCAGAAUCUAUCAAUA